Molecule: messenger RNA, 2655 nt
Organism: Aspergillus affinis
Lineage: Eukaryota; Fungi; Ascomycota; Eurotiomycetes; Eurotiales; Aspergillaceae
Product: Kha1p
Exons: 4
Coding region: 1-2655 (884 amino acids)
Biological process (GO): proton transmembrane transport
Cellular component (GO): membrane
Molecular function (GO): antiporter activity
Source: RefSeq, a predicted model, not a curated record
AUGGCCUCCAACUCCACUGACAGCCGCGCCACUCCACAAGGCGGCAUUCUCGAGGGCGGGAAUCCAUCUCACUAUGAUCCCAAGAACCCCAUUGUGGCCUCUAUCAUUAUUAUCUUCUGUCGCCUUCUGCACUGGCCUCUCUCCAAAAUCCGUCAGCCCCGAGUCAUCGCGGAAGUCAUUGCCGGUGUUUUGCUGGGUCCGUCCGUGUUUGGCCGCAUUCCAGGCUUCACGGAGGCCAUCUUCCCGUCGCAGUCUAUUCCAAAUUUGAACCUGGUCGCCAAUCUGGGCCUGAUCCUCUUCCUCUUCUUGGUAGGUUUGGAGACAGAUUUGCGAUUUUUGGUCAGUAAUUGGCGCGUGGCGGCCAGUGUGUCCGCCGCGGGGAUGAUCCUACCCUUUGGACUGGGCUCCGCCAUUUCAUAUGGCCUAUACAACACCUUUCGCGACGAACCCGGUACGGUUCCGAUCAACUUCGGUACCUACCUGCUGUUCAUCGGUAUUGCAAUGGCGAUCACGGCCUUCCCCGUGCUGUGCCGUAUCCUCACGGAGUUGAAGUUACUCGGGACCAACGUCGGGGUAAUCGUCCUAUCAGCCGGUGUCGGUAACGAUGUUGUCGGCUGGAUUCUCCUGGCCCUUUGUGUUGCACUAGUCAAUGCCGGUACCGGGUUAAACGCCCUCUGGGUACUUCUGGUUUGCAUUGGAUAUGUACUGUUUCUGUCGUUCGUGUUCCGGCCUCUGUUCUUGCGAUUCCUCAAUCACACCGGCGCUUUGCAGAAGGGUCCCAGUCAGUCCGUCGUCGCUAUUACGCUUCUCAUUGCUCUCGCCUCAUCGUUUUUUACGCAGGUUAUUGGAGUUCAUGCCAUUUUUGGCGGAUUCUUGAUUGGUUUACUUUGCCCUCACGAAGGCGGGUUUGCCAUCAAGUUGACCGAGAAAAUAGAAGACCUGGUGGCCGCUCUUUUUCUGCCGCUAUACUUCACCCUGUCCGGCUUGCAGACCAAUCUGGGCUUACUUGAUACCGGUGUGACGUGGGCCUAUGUUAUCGGGAUCAUUGCGAUUGCCUUAAUUGCGAAGGUUAUCGGUGGCGCAGGUGCAUCUAGGAUGUGUGGACUCUUGUGGCGUGAGAGCUUUUCCAUCGGCGUCUUGAUGAGUUGUAAGGGCUUGGUAGAGCUGAUUGUCUUGAAUAUCGGGUUGCAAGCAAACAUUCUCAGCACCCGCACGUUUACCAUGUUCGUGGUCAUGGCAUUGGUUACAACCUUUGUGACUACUCCGGUGACUACUUUGCUGUACCCGAAGUGGUACCAAGAUAAAGUAGUUCGCUGGCGCCGCGGAGAGAUUGAUUGGGAGGGCAACCCUAUCCAGUCUGAUAGUCGCGUCGACAGUGUGGCGAUUGCUAAAGACGAGCUUCGGUCGAACGCCGUUCGGAAGCUUCUUGUGUAUCUACGACUAGACGGUUUAUCUAGUAUUUGCACUUUGGCUGCGAUUCUUGGACCUAGCACCGUUUCUCAGCCUUUAGCGCCCCAGAUCCAUCCGGACAAAAGGCGAACCAUGACCGCCUCCCCGGAAGCCGCGGCAGAGGAGUCUGCGGCAACGGAAAUUGAGGAGUCGCAUGUCCUGCAGGUGCAUGGAGUACGCUUGAUGGAACUCACCGAUCGAGACUCCAGUGUCAUGAAGGUGUCGGAGAUCGACGAGUAUAGCCUGUCGGAUCCGGUAGUCAACACGUUUCGAGCAUUCGGCCAAUGGCACGAUCUUUCAAUUAUGGCCGGGGUGUCCGUUGUUCCUGAGUAUUCUUUCGCCGACACCAUCGUGGGUAUGGCUCGCCAGGAGUCCAGUGAUCUUCUUUUACUUCCAUGGAGUGAAACUGGGACUGUCAGCGAACAUCAAAGUGGGCUAGGCAUCGACGAGGCUAGCCGAUUCGCCAACGGCCCAUACACGGAUUUUGUCUCCAACGUGCUGGAUCAAACCUCCUGUAGCGUUGGGGUUCUCGUCGAACGCAGUUCUUACGCGCCUGCGCCGCGCCGGCCCCUUGUGCCCAAGCAGUCUCUCAGCGCCCUCAGCGCUCGUGGCUCGUUAUUGAGUAGGGCCCCUGCCGCGGCACGUUCUCACCACAUUGUGCUGCCCUUCUUCGGUGGCGAUGACGACCGCUUUGCUCUGCGUUUCGUUCUUCAGCUGGCCCAGAAUGACCAGGUGACCGCGACUAUAAUUCAAAUCGACGUAGCCGCGUUCCCACGGUCUGGGCCUGGCGACAGCGACAGUCCGAGCGAAACGGGGAGGGGGAAAUCCGCAACACAUGCCACGGCGAGAGUCCAGGAAGUAGAAUACGACUCCAGUUUCUUUGUAGCCAUGCGUGACUCUCUGUCCGAGGACUUGAUGUCCCGGGUGGUCUUCAAGCGCAUCUCGCCGGCCAAGGAGCAAGCUGACGCGGUACAACUAGCAGUGACAACUGUUAAAGAAGAGAUGAGCCAGUCACCACGCAGGGCUGGCAACAUGACGGUGGUCGGACGGCGCAACAAUCGAGUCGACUCUGAUUCGGGAUUCAGCUCCACUCAGGAAGAAGUCGGGGUGGACGCGAGUCGAGCCCUAGGAGCGGUCGGGCAGGCUCUGGUACGCACGGAGAACCGUUUGGCUGGUAAUCUGUUGGUUCUACGAGGACGACUGUAG